This is a messenger RNA of Vollenhovia emeryi, 2316 nucleotides long. It is a transcript of the gene Tmtc4, whose product is annotated as transmembrane and TPR repeat-containing protein 4. Gene Ontology annotation, cellular component: endoplasmic reticulum. Gene Ontology annotation, biological process: endoplasmic reticulum unfolded protein response; protein O-linked glycosylation via mannose. Gene Ontology annotation, molecular function: protein binding; mannosyltransferase activity. The coding region runs from base 152 to 2302 and encodes 716 amino acids. The transcript has 11 exons. The record is from RefSeq and is a predicted model, not a curated record. NCBI's taxonomy places the organism in Eukaryota, Metazoa, Arthropoda, Insecta, Hymenoptera, Formicidae.
UGCCUGUUGCCUGACAUUGUGUCAUAGGCUUAAGACCGUGACUCAUGGAUAUCCCUUUAACUAGAUAUAACCACGAAGUGUUAAUUCCGAGAAAGAAGAAAGUAUCAGUGAAAUUUAAAGAAGAAAAAGUUUGUUUGUCAUUUAAAAUAUCAUGAAAAGUAAAAUAGCGACUCAUUUGCCAGUUGUACCAUCAUCGCUUUCUCCUUGGAUAAUUGUGAUUUUGUCCCUUUGUUUUGUUAACAGUUACGAUGGAGAUUUUGUUUUUGACGACACCGAGGCUAUCGUCAAUAACAACGAUGUACGUGACAACACACCGUUCUGGGAUAUAUUCCAAAAUGAUUUCUGGGGUACCAAGUUAUCCCAUAGGCAAAGCCACAAAUCGUACAGACCCUUUACUAUCCUUAGUUUCAGAUUACAAUUCUGGUUACGACAAGGCUUGGUUUCGCAAGACUUUCAUGUAGUCAAUGUAAUAUUACACAGUACAAUUUGUCUGUUGACUCUAUUCGUAUACAACUUAUUUCUCGGGCCAGAAGGACAUAGCAGUGCGUUUUAUGCCGCAGCUCUAUUUGCGGUUCAUCCAAUUCAUACGGAGGCUGUCUCUGGAAUUGUUGGACGCGCUGAAUUAUUAUGCAGCUUGUUCACAUGGCUCUCGAUCUUGCUGUACAGCUGUAUGAUACACGCAAGAAAUUUAUUACACGUAUGGGUCGCCAUGUUCAGUUUUGCCGUUUGCAUAACAACAGCAAUGCUAUGCAAAGAAACUGGAAUCACUGCCAUUGGUAUUUGCGCAAUAUACGAUAUAGUUAUCGUCAACAAAAUAUAUCCAAUUGACAUAAUUAGGUCUCUCUCAUUUAAGCACGCUAAUAAGAGUUUAAAUAAUCUUAUUGAUCAUAAAAAUGUCUUAUUACGACUCGUCAUGCUCGUUCUCAUUGCAAUAAUACUUUUGCUUCUAAGGUUCAGUGUUAUGGGGUUCUCGACUCCAAAAUUUCAGUCUGUAGAUAAUCCGGCGUCUUUUAUGAACAACACGUUGCUUCGCAUACUCAAUUUUAACUAUAUCUAUUGCCUGAAUAUGUGGUUACUUGUAUGUCCUGUAUGGCUCUGUUUUGACUGGUCAAUGGGCUGCGUAACUCUGAUUACUGGCUAUGACUACAGAACGUUUAUCAUCGUUAUUUUCUGGCUCGCGUUUGGAGCGUUAAUUAUGUACACGGUCGUCUCUCACAAGGACAACACUUUGAGAUACAUAAUUAUGGGUCUUACAAUGUUGAUUUGUCCAUUUCUGCCAGCUAGUAAUAUUUUCUUCAACGUUGGAUUUGUUUUGGCAGAGAGAGUAUUAUAUAUUCCUUCGGCGGGAUAUUGCUUACUGGUCAUUAUUGGCCUGCAGAAACUUUCUGCUCGAUUUUUCUUCCCCAAGACGUCAUUGCUGGCAUACGUGAUGCUUAUUGUAUUACUGUUUGUACGUUCUUGGAUAAGGAGUGGCCAAUGGAGGAAUGAGAGACUGCUUUUUCACUCAGCAUUAGAUGUAUGCCCUUUGAAUGCAAAAGUACAUUAUAAUAUCGCAAAAAAUGCUGCGGAUGCAGGAAAUGUUGAUCUUGCCAAGUUGGAAUAUCAAGAGGCUUUACGAUUAAAUCCAAAAUACGCUCAAGCUAUGAACAAUCUUGGCAAUUUGCUCAAAGACGACGGACAGUUUUUGGAAGCUGUAAAUUUGUUUGAACAGGCUGUUAAUUUAGAGAAGGAUUUUUCUACGGCGUGGAUGAAUCUAGGUAUAGUUCAGUCAGCAUUGAAAAGGUACGAGGAGUCAGAAGCGAGCUAUUUCAUGGCUCUGCAAUAUCGAUUAACUUAUCCAGAUUGUUAUUAUAAUCUGGGCGUAUUAUAUCUGGAACGAAAGCAAUACGACAAGGCGUUGAAAGCUUGGAUAAAUGCAACCAAGCAAAAACCCACACAUAAACGAGCAUGGACGAAUAUGGUACUACUAUUAGAUGAUUUGGAUAGAACAGAAGAGGCAUUGAAAGUGGCAAAUAAGGCUUUGAAAUUUAUUCCAAAUCAUGCUUCUAUCUAUUUUAAUAUUGCUAACAUUUUGGGGAAAAAGGGAAAAUACGAGGACGCGGAAAUCCGAUUCAAGCAGGCGAUAUCGAGAGAUCCUACGGCUCCUAUGAUUUAUGCAAACUUGGGUGUCUUGUAUCAUCGCUGGAAUAAAUUAAACGCGGCAGAGGACAUGUACAAGAAAGCAUUGCAAUUGAAACCAGAUUUACACAGUGCAAAGGAAAACUUGCAAAGAUUGUAUACAUUAAAAGUGUCAAUAAAAUAAUAUUAUUACUUGUA